Molecule: messenger RNA, 877 nt
Organism: Morus notabilis
Lineage: Eukaryota; Viridiplantae; Streptophyta; Magnoliopsida; Rosales; Moraceae
Exons: 3
Coding region: 229-555 (108 amino acids)
Source: RefSeq, a predicted model, not a curated record
GACUUGGCGUUGGGAUUUGUGAGGGAAGAAACACCUCUCCUCUGCCUCAGCCUUGAAGAUCAAAAUAAGCUUUCACCAACUUCUUCGCAAUUUUCAGAAAAAAGAAAAAGGCAUUUUCAGAAGUCUCAGAUCACAAUUUAACUAACUUCUCCGAUCAAAUUCCGCCGGAGCUGAGUUACCUCUUCUUCUCCGGCUCCGAUCUGCUAAGUUCAGAGGAGUCUGUGAGGGAUGUCAAGGCCUUGGGUGCUCGUUUGUUUGCUCUUGUUAAUUGUGUUUACAUCACAGUUUGAAUGGAAGCAACAGUACGGAAAUGAAAUUGAAGCAAGUCCCAAUACGUCCAAGAGGCAGCAAUACCAAUCCGAAAGAGAAGAAUCUGUGAAAGAAAAAAUUAUCCUCUCCCAAGAGACAAACAUACAGAAACUUAACGAGCUUGUACGUAGUCUUAGAGAACAGUUACUACAGUGCCGGGGUGAGAAUGAGGUUGACAAUGGCACUACUACCCCUUUGACAGAACUUCUAACUGAGCUUGAGAAACCGCCUCUCUUGGAGGACUAGUCCUGGCUUAUACAUGUUAAACAUCAGCAUUUCUAAACUUGUAAGUAGGAAAACUUACUCAUCCUUAGAAGAAUCUAGCUUCAUCAUUGGAUUAUAUCCGAAUUGUAGUCGAAUUGAAGAGAAAACAAUAUUAGAUUUACUCUAUUGUACUAUUUGUAUGUAUUUAUGGAUGACCGAAGAGAGAACCCCAGUUUUUUCCCCUUUCUUUUCUCUUCUUUCCUUUUCUUUUUUCUUUUCUUUCCUAAUGUUGUAUCAAACUCAAAUUGAUGUAUCUGUUCAUAUUUUGUUACAAUUGGUGAAUGAUAGCAAGAGCAAUAUUAAA